AUGUCGACUACUGCCGUUCCUAUUGCUCUGCCCGUCAUUGACAUCUCCAACCCCCAUGACCCGGCCGUGGGGAAGGCGAUGCUUGAAGCAACCGCCAAGUACGGCUUCCUGUAUGUGAAUAGUAAAGGUGCAGAUUUCACGCCGGAGGUUGUGGAUCAUGCAUUUGGUCUUUCGAAGAAGUUUUUCGCUUCUCCAUCCUCCGACAAGGAGACUUGUCGCAUCAUGCCAAAUAACCGUGGCUGGUCUGGCAUGCACACAGAGACCUUGGACCCGGAACACCAGCGGACCGGCGACUUUAAAGAAGCCAUGAACUUUGGCGACUUCAAAGAUGGCAAAGCGCAACAGCCUCUUCCGGCAUCUCUAAAGCCCCACGAGUCAGAUAUCUCCGACUUUGCUCAACUCUGCAACAAGACCUGUAAAAGGAUUCUGAACCUACUCUCCCUAGGCUUGGAGAUUCCCCAAGACUUCUUCACCACCAGACACGACCCCAGCCUCGGACCAACGGGCAGUAUCCUCCGUUUCCUCUGGUACCCCUCGAUCUUCUCCCCCGAAACCGCAUCCUACAAGCACGACAAGGACGUCCGAGCCGGCGCCCACUCCGACUACGGCAGCAUCACGCUCCUCUUCCAACGACCCGGCCAACCGGGUCUGGAGAUCCUCACGCCCGAGGGAUCCUGGGCCCCCGUGCCCAUCAUCCCCGGCGACAAGCCCGACGCCUACCCAUUCCCACCGAUCCUGCUACUGGACGGACGGCCUGCUCAAGUCGACAGUGCACCGGGUCGUGUUCCCCUUGGAGGAGCAGCGGAGUCCGACCCCCAGGAUCGGUAUACGGUGGUGUAUUUCUGCCAUCCCGUGGACACGACCGAGUUGGUGCCGGUGCCGAGCGAGAUUGUAGCGGAACAUCGUCUGAAGACGGGCGGGUUGCAGGGGGAUGCAGCCGUGGGGUUCGGUGGAGGCGCAGGAAGCCUGGAGCCGGGGAAGAGACCGUUGACGGCGUCGGAGCAUUUGGAAUCCAGACUGGCGGCAACAUACGGAUUUACAAAGAAGGAUUAG
Messenger RNA from Penicillium diatomitis, 1053 nucleotides. RefSeq lists its product as uncharacterized. The coding region runs from base 1 to 1053 and encodes 350 amino acids. The transcript has 7 exons. The record is from RefSeq and is a predicted model, not a curated record. NCBI's taxonomy places the organism in Eukaryota, Fungi, Ascomycota, Eurotiomycetes, Eurotiales, Aspergillaceae.